CUCUCAAACAGCGGGCAUUGCAAGAGGCCGCAGGACCAUUCUUAAACAUAUCUGGAAUAUGAGGAGAGAAAUUGCCGCGGUGGUAUUCCUCCUGAAGAGGCUUUUGAAAACUGGGAAGAAGUUGGAAUCCCACACCAUCGAUCGGUUUGUUGAGAGGUUGGCUGUUGCACUGCAGGAGAAGUUCAGGGGGCACUGGUACCCUGACAACCCCGUCAGAGGAGAGGCGUACAGGUGCAUCCGAGUGAACCGGUCUCAGAGGCAGGAUCCUGAGCUCCUUCGGGCCUGCCAAGAGAGCGGGAUUCAAUACAGUGACCUGGAACUGCCCCCUGAACUCACGUUGUGGGUGGACCCGGGCUCGGUCUGUUGCAGGGUCGGAGAGCAGAAUCCUUGCUUCUCCGUGGCCAGCUUCUCUAACGAGGAGGAGGAGGAGGACGUUGCUAAAGUGACCAGUGCUUUGGAGCGGGUGACAUCAGACUACCACUCAGGUUCUUCCUCGGAUGAGGAGAGCACGCGCGCUUCCCCCUUCGCUCUCCCCAACAGUCACUGUGCUUACCGGGCCACGUGGCAUCCUAAGAAGAUGGUACCAGGGAAAGCUUCCAUCCAUCCACGGCCUCACUACAGCUUCAGGCCUCGCAGCAGAGCCGCGCACACGUCAAGGCCCAGUCUGUGGGUCGCCCCGGGCUACGGGAGAGGGCGGGGGGGCUGGGACACAACACAAGAUGUGGCACAUUGUUACUUUUAGGAAUCCUGGUGAUUAUUGUUCGUUAAACCUGAAGACCACUUUAAAAUGACUGAACAAUGUUGUUUUUUAAACAUGAUUUUUUUUUUUUUUUUUUAUAGAUUACUUAUUGUUGUUUUUGACAAAACUCUCUUUUGCACUUUAGACUAUUUGUUAUACUUAUAAAUCACUUGUAUUAAAUUAGAUAUUGAAAUUGCAAUCCACAUUUUGAAGAACUGUAUUUUUACAAUGGGAGACGUUCAUGUAUACCACCUACUUUGUCCUUUGUGAGACAAUGUUUUAUUUAUUCCUAGUGCAGAAUUGUCAUGUAUAGACUCAAAAUUAUGGAGUUUUAUUAAACACAAUGUUCAAGCACCA
Messenger RNA from Etheostoma spectabile (orangethroat darter), 1096 nucleotides. RefSeq names its product B-cell translocation gene 3 (gene btg3). Lineage: Eukaryota; Metazoa; Chordata; Actinopteri; Perciformes; Percidae. The record is from RefSeq and is a predicted model, not a curated record. The transcript is spliced from 5 exons. Gene Ontology annotation, cellular component: nucleus; cytoplasm. The coding region runs from base 59 to 742 and encodes 227 amino acids.